This is a messenger RNA of Hypoxylon trugodes, 1116 nucleotides long. Its product is annotated as 60S ribosomal protein L4-A. Gene Ontology annotation, molecular function: structural constituent of ribosome; RNA binding. Gene Ontology annotation, biological process: translation. The record is from RefSeq and is a predicted model, not a curated record. Lineage: Eukaryota; Fungi; Ascomycota; Sordariomycetes; Xylariales; Hypoxylaceae. Bases 1 to 1116 code for a protein of 371 amino acids. The transcript is spliced from 3 exons. Gene Ontology annotation, cellular component: cytosolic large ribosomal subunit; ribosome.
AUGGCCUCGAGACCGACUGUCACCAUCAUCGGCAAGGAUGGUUCUCCCUCGGGAGCUACCCAUACCAUUCCUACCGUAUUCGCCUCCCCCAUCCGACCUGACAUCGUCCAACAAGUCCACACUGGAAUGGCCAAGAACAAGCGACAACCCUAUGCCGUGAGCGAGAAGGCUGGUCACCAGACUUCUGCCGAAUCUUGGGGAACUGGUCGUGCUGUUGCCCGUAUCCCCCGUGUCUCUGGUGGUGGUACCCACCGUGCCGGUCAGGCUGCCUUCGGUAACAUGUGCCGUUCCGGUCGCAUGUUCGCCCCUACCAAGAUCUGGCGCAAGUGGCACAUUAAGAUCAACCAGGGCCAGAAGCGAUUCGCUACUGCUUCUGCUCUUGCCGCUUCCGCUGUUCCUCCCCUACUACUCGCCCGUGGUCACCAGAUCUCCUCCGUCCCUGAGGUUCCCCUCGUUGUCGACUCGGCCGUUUUCGAAGGUGGUGCCGCUGCUAAGACUGCCAGCGCUCUCGCUAUUCUGAAGUCCGUCGGCGCCGCUGCCGAUAUCGAGAAGGCUAAGAACUCCAAGAAGCUCCGCGCCGGUAAGGGUAAGCUAAGAGGCCGCCGCCACCGCCAACGACGUGGACCUCUAGUCAUCUACAACCCUGAGGUUGACGGCAAGGACCUUGUUACCGGAACUCGCAACCUUCCCGGUGUCGAGACCUGCUCCGUCUACGCUCUCAACCUCCUUCAGCUCGCCCCUGGUGGUCACCUUGGUCGUUUCAUCGUCUGGACCUCGGCAGCUUUCAAGGCCCUUGACAGCAUCUACGGCACCACCACGAAGCCUUCUGAGUUGAAGAAGGACUUCCUCCUACCUUCCAACUUGGUUUCCCAGGCCGACCUCAGCCGUCUAAUCAACAGCUCCGAAAUCCAGAGCGUCCUCAACGCUCCUGAGGGUGGUCCUCUAACCAAGCGUGCUGCUGUUCAAAAGAACCCUCUCCGCAACAAGCAAGUCAUGCUACGCUUCAACCCGUACCACUCCACAUUCGUCAAGAACAAGCUUGGCCAACAGAGUGCGUCGGAAGGCAAGCCGCCUAAGCCUCCUAAGGCUUUCCUAGAGAUCUUGCGCGAGGAUUAG